AUGAAGCAGACAGACUACGUUUGUCCCCGCUGCAAAGCUUGCGUGUCAUCUAAGAAUGCGGCGCGACAUUCCCGCUCGUCCCACUGUGUCACAGAGGAGCAGGCGGAGACACAUGCAUUGGCGCUCCUCGAAGCGCGGCGUCAACGCGACCGCGAAAGGAAGGCCGCUGCACGAGUGCUUGCCGAAAAGUACAACUGCCACCACUCUACCAUCUGCCGCGUCUUUUUCUCAGGCAAAGCAGCAGGGAGUUGCUACCGGCAACAUGAAAGUCUCGGUUUCGAGCAGCAAGAAGGGUCGUGUGGGUAG
Aphanomyces astaci is the source of this 306-nucleotide messenger RNA. RefSeq lists its product as hypothetical. The record is from RefSeq and is a predicted model, not a curated record. The transcript has 2 exons. NCBI's taxonomy places the organism in Eukaryota, Oomycota, Saprolegniomycetes, Saprolegniales, Verrucalvaceae. The coding region runs from base 1 to 306 and encodes 101 amino acids.